Molecule: messenger RNA, 15483 nt
Organism: Apis cerana (Asiatic honeybee)
Lineage: Eukaryota; Metazoa; Arthropoda; Insecta; Hymenoptera; Apidae
Gene: orb2
Product: cytoplasmic polyadenylation element-binding protein orb2
Biological process (GO): negative regulation of cytoplasmic translation
Cellular component (GO): cytoplasm; nucleus; synapse
Molecular function (GO): transferase activity; ribosome binding; mRNA 3'-UTR binding
Source: RefSeq, a predicted model, not a curated record
GACAGUUACAACUUACUAUUAUCGUGGCACGUGAACGGACAAGAGCAGUAUCGUGGUCAAACUAUAAACCGCGAGUGGUCAUAGUACGCGAGUUGCCAAUGAGAAGCAGCGCUAGGUCGAGCGAGGAAAAGCCGAGACGACGGGGGAUCCAAAAGGAGUUGGUCGGCGAAAGGGACCUCGAUACGAUCGGCAGGAUACUCGUGGAUCUUGGAACUACGACGAUUUAUGGGGGACUUUAGCGCGGCGAGUCUCUUCUCGAGUAGUAGUUUGUCAACCACGAGCAAAUCAUCGAUCGGGGGCAACACCGCGAGCAAUACAGGCGGCGUGACGAUAACAGCGACGACAUCGACGAUGCAGGACGAUUUGUUGAUCGAGAAGCAGGCCGGUGGCAAAGCAGCGCCUCUGUCCCCCAACACCGGGCUGGAGACCGUCGGCGGCCAAGAGAAGGCGAAAGACGCGGUCGAGGUCGAGAGCAUCGCUAUCACGCCGACGACGCCCUCCUCCACCGAGAAGGAGAUCGCGUGCAGCACGAGCUCGGCGCUGCAGAGUUUCACCGAGGCCGGAAGAGUGCCGAGCUUAUGGUCAGCCCCGGAUGAGACGGGCCUCCACGCGUUGCCCGUCAACGGAUCCAUCGCCGCCUUUCAGAACUUUCCGAGCGGCGGCCCGACCGGGUUGUUCGCCGGUACCGGGCCGGCCGUGUCGGCCGGCGCGCGUCGCGCUAUCACGGCCAGUCACAAUUUCCCGCAACAGCACGGAACCGCGACCGCCCCCACCGCCAGGCACGGCGGCCUUCAAGUGUCGUCCGCUCAACAACAGCAGCAGCAGCAGCAGCAGCAGCAACAGCAGCAGCAGCAGUCGCAACAGCAGCAGCAGCAGCAACCGCAUCAACAGCAACCGGCAGCUACCUCGCAUCCGGGUGUUUACCUUCCUGGGAAGGGCUACGCGGCCUGGUCCGGUGGGCCGCAGGCGCCUCAGCAAUGGAGCGCUGGGCCGCAGGCUGCCGCGGUCGCGAGCCCCGGUCUCUCGCCCUGGAAUCGUGGCAGAUCGGUGCCGAAUCUUCCUCCCCUGCACUCGUCCCUGCACGCCGCGGCCGCGGCCGCGGCCGCGGUUGGCUUGCAAGGAAGGAAACCGAGCCCCACGUUUCCCGGCCACCCGGGCCCGGCGGCUCAUCCCUCUUGCAUCAGCCCUGUUAAAUUUCGAAGGAGCACCUCCUAUCCCGGCAAGGGCAACAUGUAUCCGCCCCAACCUGCGCCCACCUUCGAAGUCACCACCGCCGAAGAAAGGGAUUUGCUACAGCUGCCACCGUUCCAGCAGGAUCGCAUGACAGCUAAUGGAAACUCACCACUGGACAAUAUGAGAACGUUAGAGCAUUAUUUGAGCGACAUUAUGCGGGCUGGUACAGCAGAUACUCCGGAACACGUGAAAGGAUACAUGAACUGCAAUGCCAGCACGCUGCAAUCGCUCACGCAACUGCACGGCAAAUCACCGUUCUUCCCAAGUUUGGAGGAUCAGAGCGGCACGCUGCUAGAGGAUCCUAACGCGCCGAGCCAAUUGGAUGGCGUCGGUGGAGUCGGAGUCGGGGUCGGUGUCGGUGUUGGAGUCGGGGUCGGAGUGGGUGUGGGUGUCGGCGUGGGCGUCGGUGUUGGGGUCGGCGUCGGUAGCGGAAUAACUGGAUCUCAGACGGCACCGCUUUCCUCCCCUAGUCGGAGCAGUCCUCACAGUCAAGGCAGUGAAACCGGAGAACGCUUCUCUAGGAAAGUGUUUGUCGGCGGCCUGCCACCGGACAUCGACGAGGAGGAGAUCAAAGCGAGUUUCCGCCGUUUCGGAUCGUUGGUGGUCGAUUGGCCUCACAAAGCUGAAAGUAAAUCUUACUUUCCACCGAAGGGCUACGCUUUCUUGCUUUUCCAGGACGAAGCGUCCGUGCAACAGUUGAUCGACGCCUGCAUCCAAGACGAAGAGAAACUGUACCUGUGCGUCAGUUCGCCAACAACGAAAGACAAACCGGUUCAAAUACGGCCGUGGCGAUUGAGCGACGCGGAUUUCGUGCUGGACGCCUCGAUGCCUUUGGAUCCACGGAAAACGGUAUUCGUCGGUGGUGUUCCCAGACCGUUGAAAGCUGUCGAGCUGGCGAUGAUCAUGGACCGACUUUACGGGGGCGUGUGCUACGCCGGUAUCGACACCGAUCCCGAGUUGAAGUAUCCGAAGGGAGCUGGUAGGGUCGCUUUCAGCAAUCAGCAAAGCUAUAUAGCUGCCAUAUCGGCCAGAUUCGUUCAGUUACAGCACGGCGACAUAGACAAAAGAGUCGAAGUCAAACCGUACGUUCUGGACGAUCAAAUGUGCGACGAGUGUCAGGGACAACGUUGCGGUGGCAAGUUCGCGCCGUUCUUUUGCGCGAAUGUUACCUGCCUACAGUACUAUUGCGAGCACUGUUGGGCGACGAUUCAUUCACGGCCGGGUCGAGAAUUUCAUAAGCCGUUGGUGAAAGAGGGUGCAGAUCGACCUCGAACCGUGCCGUACCGCUGGUGUUAACCCCAGCUGCGUUGUCCCUAAUUAUCUCGCAACCCUAGCUAAUUAACUACCACUUCUACGUACCAACUCCUCCUCCUCCUCCUCCCCCCUACGAGAACCUCUCCUACCGACCGCUGUCACCCACCCUGCCAUUCAUUCGAGACCCCCCCUGGCCCGUCCGACACCUCCGUCUCACCCCCAUGCUCGCAUACCUACCUGCCUUCGGGAACACAGCCCGAAACCGUUAUUACCGCUACUACCCACUGAUCGUCGGUACUAUCGCUAUUCUAUUACUAUCGCUAUUGUCGCUCUAUUACCAUUAUUGCCACGCUCUAUUAUCGAAACCAUCACGAUUAUUAUUCCACUAUGAGUUUAUUUUUACUCUCCAAUCCAUUGCCACUUGGACGUGUUUACUACCCGGCGUGCACUAACCCAGUCGACAUCGCCACCACGGCCGAGACCACCAUCGUCGUACCCCACCGCAGCCGACAUCGCCAUCUACAGCGCCGCCACCGCCGUGCUCGACCAUCGGCCGAAUACGUCUCGACGACACGCAUCGCACCGACUCUUCCGUACCGACGACAACUUUCACCGGCAACUUUCGUCUCUACCAAGUUUGCGUCGUGCGCGUGCACGGAUAUACGAAUGCACAGACGCACGCAUGCAUGCAUACACCACGAGAAGAGAGCAGCGGUUUAGCAGCGGAGGGAGGGUUGCUGAUCGGCGACCGAUACAGCAGAAGCUCGUCGUCGAUGGGACGGACGGGGCAACGGCGUGAGCGAGCUGAUUCCUCGAGCGGGAGAAAAACAAUGGAACGAGGUCGAGAAGCGACGAAGAGAAAGAAAAAGAGGGAGAGAAAGAGAGAGAGAGAGAGAGAGAGAGAGAGAGAGAGAGGGAACGGCGUCGAGGAUAGAAGGAGAAGAGGAAGAAGAAGAAGGAACAACGGAGCAUCGCCCUUCCCGACCGACCGAGAUGGAGCAUGCGUUAGUUACCGAUAUCUAUAUCGAUCCACGCGUGUAUACAGAUGCACGUGCGUAUGUAUGUAUGUUGUAUGUAUGUAUAUGUAUACACGCGUGUAUUUAUCUAAUAUAUAUCUAUAUAACAUAGGUAUUAUAAAUUCGUACGUAAAGUGGCCACGAUUCGCGGCUCUCUCUCUCUCUCUGUCUCUCUCUCUCUUUCUCUCUCUUUCUCUUUCUCUCUCUCUCUCUUUCACUCAGUCUUUCGCAUCGAGCGGGAAGCGAAAGAGAGUUUCGUCUCUUCCAAAUCGUCGACGUGAAGCGGGAAGACACGUUCCAGGAGUUUCCUCCUCACCUCCGUUCCUUGCUCCGUUCGCUCGUCCCUUCUCUAGUGGCGCUGGAUCGAUCGGUUGAAGGUCGAUCGCGCGUUGCGGAGCAGGGGCGCGUGCGCGAUAAGCGGAGGAAUGAAGAAUCGUUCUCCGCUCUCUUGCGAUUUGCCUGGAUCCCGGGAUGCUUCGGGAGUCGGGAGCGAAACGAACCUCUAAUCUCCUCCCCUAAUUCUUCUAUUUCUACUUCUACUUCUUGUUCUUCUUCUUUUUCUUUAUCUUCUUUUUCUUCUUCUUCCUGCGAUCACACUUUUCGAGACUCUUCAAGGGCCAGAGGCAAAGAAGGAAAAUCGGAGAACGGGGGGAGGGGGAGGGGAGGGGAGGGAAGGGGAGGAGAACGAAGCGCCAGGGCAGAGUUGUCCCUUCCUUUCGUCGAUCGUUUGGCGCCACCUCGAUUGCGACACGAGUCGAAGGAGGGAGAUAGAAGCGGGAAUUGACGUAAUGCCAAGUGUGAAACGCCAAGCGGCGAGCAGCUUGCCUCCUCUCCUCGAUGAAAGGAUGCGGCCGGAUCGUUUUCCGGAAAUCGGGGCCGGUACGUGUACGAUUAAAAUGUACGUGUGUGAACGUGAUUCGAAAUGGGAUAAGAGGUGAUAGCGAGUACCUGAUUUGAUGACGCGAAACUGCAAGAUUUAAGAUUGGUGGAGCAUGAGAGAGAGAGAGAGAGAGGGAGAGGGAGAGGGAGAGAGAGAGAGAGAACGAGCGAAUGACUGGUGGAGAAAGAUGGAAACUCGUGUACGAAUUGGAGUGUGCGUGAACGGAUGAGGAGAAGAGAGGGGAAGGAAAAGAUGGGAAGGGCAGGAAAAUAUUGGGAAAAAGAAAAAUGGUGACUGGUGGAUAAACGCGUAAAAGUGGUAUUAAUAAUUAUAACGAAAGAGUUGGAACGUGAAACCUUAGGUAAUGGAAAACAUCCACGCUUCGAACCGCUGUAUAUUAGACGAUUAUCUGUAUCACACAAUCUUUAGCUUUUAAGAAAUUAUUGGAUAUGUCGGAUAGGUGCGUUAUAUAUACAUACAUACAUGCAUACAUACAUACAUACAUAUAUAUAUAUAAAACACAACAUACACACACACACAAACACACAUAUACAACAUAUAUAUAUAUAUAUACACGCGUUUAUCGCGACUCGCGCUCGUAGACAAAAUAUUUGAGCGAAACGAACGAUUUUUUACCGAUUAACUUGUUCGAGUGCGGGGCAUAAUAGUGAACAAAAAAAAGUAUCAUGGGAUAAAAUGAGAAGAGUGGAUGGAAAGGUGGUAGUGAAGACGGAGGUGGCGAACGGGAAUGGAUAGAUGCGAUAGAGACGCGUGAAUGUGUGAGCGUUUGUGUCCAUGCGCAUGCGUGUAAGGGGGAAGCGAGAGAGAUUGAUCGAGAGAGAAUACGAAGGAAAAGGAAGAACGAACAGGGGGCUUAGAGAGGCGAAGUAGAGAGAGAAACGGGAUUCAAACGGACGUUGAAAUGAUGAUUAGUCUAAUUCUCUUGACGCGCCGUUACGCGUUAAGUUACACGUUUAACCGUACCAGAUCCUCAGCCAAUACUUGAAAUCUUUACCGACCGACCUUUCCAAAAGAAAGAUAAGAUAAACGAAAAAAAAAAAAGAAAAAGAAAAAAAAAGAAAGAAAGAAAAGGGGAAGAAGGAAGAAGGGAGAUAAACGAGGGAAUGAACCUCGCACAGGAUCGUACCUCGUACCAGACUGCUGCUACUCGUUUUCAAAAGAAAAAAAAAAAAGAGAGAGUACAAAAUGAAACGAACGGUCGCGUCGAAACUUGAAAGUCAAGGAAGAAGCACCGAAAUGAGAGCGAAGAAAAAAAAGAAAGAGAGAUAGAGAAAAGGAUGGUUCGAUCCCGCGAUCGAAAAAGAAAAAAAAAACGAGUCAAAGGGGACUAAUUUCGGCCGUGAAUCUGGAAAAACGAUCAUUAAGAAAGAAAGAAAGAAAGAAAGAAAGAAAAAAAAAACCUGGUUGAAACGUAAAAUGAUUCUACGUACCUGGGCCUCCGCGUUUCUUUUUUCGAAUAACGAGCGGUGAAUAACGUCUCUCCAGUGAAUCUAAAACACUAAAACUACUUGAAACGAGUCAACCUCGCGAACCGAGAAACGGAAAUAAAACGCUCUCCUUUAGAGCGGACAUUUUCUUGACAGAGAAGAGACUUGGCGACCGAGCUCCUAGCAAAUUACUCUUCAUACGUCCGAUAUAAGAGAUUCGAGGGAAACGCGUGCAAGGAUUAAAACAUUCUUUUCGCGUGAGAAAUCAAUAGAAUAAAGAAAGAAAAGAAAAAUAAUAAUAAUAAUAAUAAUAAUAAUAAUAAUAUUAAUAAUAAUAAUAAUAAUAAUAAUAAUAAUAAUAAUAAUAAUAUUAAUAAUAAUAAUAAUAUUAAUAAUAAUAAUAAUAAUAAUAAUAAUAAUAAUACUGCAUGGGUUCCUCCUGUGUAGACACCGAUCCUUCUUGUACCGAUACGAUCCGCGUUAAACGGCUGUCGCGAUGCACGUUUUUUCUUAAUCCUAACGAAUUUCUUCGCUCGAUGUAUAUAAUCAAACUGAAAUGAUGCAAUCGACGUAGUUCAAAUGAAAUCUCAUCUCGACGGAGACACGUUUAUUAAUAUAAUAGGUUCUAUUCUUCGAAGGAGGAACAGAGGGUUUUUCUCGGUGGAAAAAAAAUUCCCGAUGUGUCGUUUCCAACAGUGAAUCGUCCCUUGUUGACUCGCGUCGUCUUCUAAAAACCUAUUUCCAACCUAUCGGAACACCUUACUUUAAUCGCCUCUUUACGUUACUUUAUCUCCUUAUAUAUAUAUAUAUAUAUACAUAUAAAAGUGUUGCAUCGAAGAGAAAAGAAGAGAAAAGAAGAGAGAGAGAGAGAGAGGAAUAGCGAGAGAGAGAGAAAGAGAAAGAGAGAGGAGAAGAAGAAGGAAGCGGAAAAAAAAGAAGAGAAAAAUUGUCUUAUUUCGAUCGAUCCCGGUCAAAGUGACGAUGUAACGGUGGAAACGGCACGGGUGAAUAAUCAGUAUGCAACGUUAUGUGUUCCGCUUAAUAGAUGGACGUUUUAUACGUAGCAGCACCGUAAGUUGAAACCAUAAGCUCGUAGAUUAACCUCGCACGACGAGUAUCUUUAACGACACGCUUUCGCGUGUUAUGCAAAAUAAAAUACACGCGAUAUACACGUACACGUAUAUAUACACACAUACACAUACAUACACACACACACAUACACGAAUAUAUACACGCAUACCUACGACAUCAUAAAUUUAGUCAUCCGAAAAUGAAUCGGUAAGAAAAAGAUGAUCGUGGAUUAAUCGACGACGUACCUUGCGUACGCUUAGUAACGAGGAAUGAAUAAACAAAAAAUAAUUUCCACAUCUAUAUAUAUAUACAUAUAUAUAUUUACAUAUAUAUUUAUUUUUUUGGUACUCUUUUUGUAUAUACGUGUCGCCAUAGAUUAGGUGACGAUCUAGGAUCCGCACGAGAUACGAGAUAUCCGCGUGAGAGAACAGAGAGCAAAAACCAAGGGAGACGAGAAGAAAGAAUGAGGGGGAGUGAAAGUAAGAAAAUGAGAAAGAGGGUGAAAAAUCGAAUAUACACGUGUGAAUGUGUGCAGGUGUGAGAAAGUAAGAGAGAGAGAGAGAGAGAGAGAGAGAGAGGGGAGAUGAUUAAUCGCAUUGACAUUUCCGUCCUUUCGUUCGCACGAAUUUCCCCACGAUCGAAGUUGACAAGAAAUAUCUCGAUUCGUACGAGAGAGUCCAACAAGAAUGAGGAGGAAUAAGAUUCACAUCCCGUGAAUAUGUGAAGGGGGACGCGAAGAGAGAGGAGGAAAGAGCAAGGAAGAAGGGGGAGAAAUUCUGUGAACGAAAAGACGCGAGAUAUAAGAAAAGAAAGGAAAACAAGAGGACAAAGGGAAGAGGAUUUUUUAGUUAGAGUAAUUUUUCGACGCUCGGCACCGUUCUCGCGUGGACGAGAAGCGAUGAAACGCGGCGCGGCUAGGAUUAGCGCGAGAUAGCGCCCGCGAUUCACGCGUCUCGGCAGCGUCGCUAUCUCACGGAUAAAUUUAUUAAACGCAUAUACCCAACGCAACGUAUAUGUGUGCAUAUAUAUAUAUAUAUAUGACGCGGUGCAUCGAGAUGGUUUUUCCCGUUGCUUCGAGGGAUGGCACGCGUUUACGCUCGACGAUUCGCUCGACGAUCCUCGAAAAGUGGAAAGGACGCGACGAGAAAAAGAAACGCGCAAGAACUCGUUUAUUGGACAUCGUGACGCUGCCUCUCCGUUUCUCGCCACCAAUACCGAUUUCCCUCGGAAGAAUCCCUUGGAAGAAGCGCGGGUUGGAAAAACGGCGACGACUCGUUUUUUUCUGGAGCCGUGUCAAUCGACGCGGAUGGACGAUGAAAGGGAAUCGAUGGUCAGCGAGAGAGAGAGAGAGAGAGAGAGAGAGAGAGAGGUCGAGCGGUCGGCGAGCGACGGCUUCGAAGGGAUCGGAAAAAUCGUUUGUCGCGAUUAGUGCGAUUCGAGGUUGCCGCGGUUCAUAUAUACUAGGUGAAAAUUUGCAUCCCGUAAACGAGCACGAAACGAUACGCGUUCGAAACGCUUUCGCGCGCGGCCACAGGCUCGUAACCACACCGACACACGUAAACGAGACCAACACUUAUUAGACACACGAUCUCGUUCGUGCACGGACACGUUCUCCCCACUAAUCGAUCGAUAUAAUCGUAGUGAAACUUAUCUAGGUACCAAUUCACCUAAAUCAAUUGAUAAUUAAAAAAAAAAGUAUAUAUAUAUAUAUGUAUAUAUGUGUAUAUACAUAUAUAUAUAUAUAUUGAUAUACAUAUAAUAUAUAUAUUAAUAUAUAUUAUAUAGAAAGUAGUAUUGUUCCGAUACUCGAUCGCGAACCGAGUAUUUGGGCAAGAAUCGAGAUCGAGAUUUUUCUAGACAAAUUUUUCUAAUCGUUGACGAAUCGCGCGGUGUUCUUCCACGAAUCCAAUCGUGGAAACAAUCUCCUUCUAUCGAUACAUACUCGCGUAACGCAUCCGCAUAGAAAAUUCUUUAAAUCGUUUACGCGGCAAGCGAACGCUCGAAACGAGGCGGUAAUCCGUGUCAGAAUUAUUUAUAAUUGUCCCGCCACUUUUCACUAAACGAAUUUUUCCCCCUCCCCCAGAGCGGUGUCUUACGUUCUGGCACGGACUGUAUCGAUUCCCGCGCGCAUGCGUAUAUACGCGUACGCGUUGAUAUACACGAUUCUUCAAUAUUAUAUAUAUAUAUAUAUAUGGUAUAAACACACAAUGUGAAAACGUGCAUGCAUGUUUUUCGUACCGCGGAAGUAUAGUCGCUUUUCUUCGGGAACGUUAACCAAGAGAAUAAAUGUCUUUCCAGGCAUCGAUCUAGGUUCGCGAAACGCGAAAUACCUGCGUGGUUUGGAUCAUACGUUUCGAUCGUACCAUGAACGGUAUGAAUACGCGAACGGUGAGACGAGACAAUUAUUAGACAAUUGAAGAAAUAUUUCCGUGUCCGCCGAUAUCGAAUCGAAACGAUUUAUAUUAUAUUCAUCGUUCGGACAGUUUGGACGGUUUGUUUUCAACGCGAUAGAUAGUAAUCUAGGCCAAUUAGGAAAUUUUAAUUUGAAUAUUUUUAGACGUGCAAUUUUUUUUCUUUUUUUUUUAAUUUCUCAUCGCGAAAUUCUCGAUAUCGAUUUCUCAAUAAUUCGAAAUGUGGAUUUAGGAAAAUUAUUUCGCGGAUCUUUAUUCGUAUAUUCGUUCGGUCGUAUCGAGAUAUUUCACGCGCGGCGAUUGGACAAUUCGCCACGAACGGACAUAUCGCUCGGUGAAGUGGAUAUACGCGUGAAUUUCGAAAUUUUUCUUUUUCUCGAUUGAAUAAAGCGAACUGUCCGCAGACGAAGCACGUAUUCGUUCGAGAUGCACGAAGCCGCGUUAUUAAUGGGAGGGCGGGGGUGGGAUGAAACCGCGAGAAAGUAUGGAUAAAGGAAACCGCGAUUGUAGUCGCCCAUAGCGAAAUUUUAUACGUACGAACGUGCACGCGUACACACGAUGAAAACGCAUCUGCCGAUGAUGGCGCGCUAAGAAUUUAAAAGGGGAAAGAAAAAAAGAAAAAGGAAAAAUAAUAAAUAACGAUGACGAUUGAUGAUAAUAAUAAUAACGAUAAGCUACAUUCGCAGUAAAGUUAUUGUUUGAAAUCGCCCUUAUAAGAAAAGUGAAAACGACUACAACAACUACAACAACAACAACAACAACAACAACAACAACAAAAUAACAAAUAAUACGUUAGGUAUGAUUCUUCACCUCCUUUGUAAUAUGUGUGAUAAAGCAUAAUAUAUAAUAUAAUGACAAUUAUAUAUAUACAUAUAUGUGUACAUACAUGUGUGUGUAUGUAUGUGUAUAUACACAUGUAUGUAUAUGUAUAUAUACAUAGGUAUAUAGAUACAUAGAUAUAAAAUACUAAUAUAUAAUUAAUAAUAACACGAUCGAAAUAUUUAAUAUAUUCUGACGGACUUGAAGAGAAAUAAUAAUGAAUGAAACUGGAAAUUAGAUGUUGAUUGCGCGAUACGACAGUAGGGGGACGAAAAUAGCGAAAAAAGAAGGGGAAAAAAAAUAUGGAACGUGGAAAUCUUGUCGGAAAAAUGGGGGAAAAAGAAAAAAACUCCAACUCGAAGAUGGAUGAAAAUAAUCGCGAUGCUGACUGAACGAUGCUUGCACGGGCUCACGCGUGAUAUAAAACUACGUGUAUACAACUGUCGUUCGAGUAAUGCGUACGAAUGAUUAAAAAAAAGAAAAAAAAAAAAAAGAAAAAAAAAUAACACGGUGACGAAUUGAAAACGUGAAAGCGAGUGAAAAAAAUUUUGGGGGAACGAGUAAUAAUGGUAGUCACUUACGAUAGAUUUGUAUUUUUCAGUGUUGAAAAGUUUUUUAUACCGCUGUUAUAUUCUUGUCUAAAUAUCUUAGUUCAGAAAAAAUGCGAGAGACGGUGAUUGCGUCUUAGCUUGCAUGAAACUAUAUAGGUGCAUUCGAAAGCGCCGAAUGCGUGAGAGAGAGAAAGGAAGAGAGAGAGAGAGAGCACGUUACAGAAGAAAGGGAUGAAAGAAAUCGAGUGAGUGAGAGUUAAAAAACUGAUUGAUUCGGUGGGGAUAGUGAAGAGUGGGGAAGAGAAUGAGUGAGAAAAAGGAAGAGAGGAAAAGAGCGAGAGAAAGAGAGAGAGAGAAGAGUGAAAGUUGGACGAGCAAUCGAAAAAGCACGGAUAUACUUGCGUAUAGCGUAAGCUCCAAAAGGGAGGGACGAUUUGCUCGAAAGGGAUCGAUGAUAAAAUGAUCUCGCGUAAUUCUUAGCGGAAAUGUUCGAUUCGAUCGAACUUUUCGAAAUUUUAUUUUCAAGACGCUCUUUAAUAAUAUCCAUCGCGUCGUGCAAAGACUCUGGAAUAAGGUCGGUGCAAUGACUUUUCUUAUCAUUCCCGCGAGCCAUGAAACGCGCGAUCUACCUUAAGUUAAUCGCGUCGAACGAAAUUUGCGUUUCAAACGCGAAACAAAAAUCGGGGAGAAUUAUUUUUUAUUACGUUUUAACGUUGAACGUAAAAGUAGAAUUCGCGAGAGAGGGGGAAAUUUCGAUCCUGAUCCCUUGAGAGUGAUCGUUUUUUUUUUUCAAAAAAAAAAAUGCCCACGCUUUCGAAGCUCGCUCUGUGAAAAAUACGCCCGAGAACACGAGCGAACCAACACGACGAUUAACGCGGGAAGUUGUUGAAAAUGUACGCGAGACACCAGACACGAGGCGCGAAACACGAUCGACCAAGUCGAUCCUACCUCUAGUUAGCUCCUGCUAGAGCGAUCCUAUCUCUAUUUACCGUUUUCCACGUACAAUUUUAUCAAUCGAUUUUUAUUUUUUUAAACAUUACGAGAUCUUUAUCCUCAUAUGUAUACUAUAUACCGCGUCCGAACGAGUAGCGUUCGUAAAGACAAGUUUGCAAAUCUAUUCUUCUCAUUUAGUCUGUUCUUGCAGGCUUCUCCCUGCGCCCUUCUGUUCAUCGCGUUUCUUUUUUUUUUUUUUUUCAAUCGCUCGAUCGAUACCUCGCAGGUAAAAUGGAUGGUCAACGUACGGCAAUGGACAACGGAAAAUAGAAAAGAAUUCACGAACGAACGAUUUUCUACUUUUGAAAUUUCUAACAAUUUCGUGAUGAAUACAUUUCUUCCGUUAUCCGUUGCUCGGCUAUUUUGCUUCGAGCGAAACAUCAUUUUUUCGUACCUUUGUAUUUUUUUUCUAUUUUUUUUUUUUUUUUUUUUCUCUCUCGUUUUUUUCACUGUUCUUCGAAGCCCCAAAAGGGCGAUCGUGAUCCAUAAUUUCAUCGUUCUCCAAAUUUCUAUAUUUUUGUUACAUAUGUUCACUACGAUCAUUACUAUUAGUUGAUAAUAUUUUAAAACGUAAUCAAUAUAGACGCUGUUAUUUUUGCAAUUAUCAUUAUUGUCAUUACUAUUAUUCGAUUAUUAUCAUUACUUUUAUUAUUAUUAUUAUUACCACUACUACUAUUAUUAUUAAUAUUGCUGCUAAUGCUGCUACUACUACUAUUACUAUUAUUAUGAUUACGACGAUGAUAAUGAUUAUUAUUAUUACUAUUACUACUACCACUACCACUAUUACUAUUACUAUUACUAUCACUAUUACUAUUACUAUUACUAUUACUACUGCUAUUGCUACGACUACUAUUACUAUUUCUAUUGCUACGUCUAUUAUUACUAUUAUUAUCACUACUAUUUCUUCUACCACUAUUACUAUUAGAGUGUCUACUGUAGAUGUACGCAUAUAUCCACAUGUACCAAAGAACAGUUGAACAUAUUUGUACAUCUGAUAUUUACAUGGACACGUGCAUGUUUAAAAAGCGUAAAUAGAUCUUGAAUGUAUUUUUGGCGCGGAAAGACGGAGCCACGAUCGUAAUGAGAAGCACAGUAAGAUUGUUGAAAUAAACACUAUAUAGACUCUCGUUACGAGUUGGCUUCGAUAUCGUGUUAUUGUAUCACGAUCUCGAGUCAGAAACGUAAUCGCGAAUCAUUCAGAAAAAUGUCAGAAAACGAUAUAAUGUCCGAAUCGAUCUCCAUCAUCGAUGGUCGAUCUACCUUUGAUCGAUUUUCGAGAUAUCUUCGCAACACAACUUCCCUCUAUCGGUAACGGAGAGCGUGUCUGACCUGAGAUCGAAAAACCAAGAAGCACCAGAGUGUUUGACGUUAAAAGUAGGAAAAAAAAAAAAAAAAAAAGGCGAGAAACACGUUUCUUUUGAUGAAAGAGAACAAACAUCGAACUUGUAUCAUUCACAUUUUAGAGUUUCAUUCGCCUUGUCAAAAUGAUUUUUCGCUAUUCUGAUCUUACGCAGUUUAAUCGUUGAUCGUAGCGCUAUCUGUACACCGUAUGAGGUAAACACACUCGUGUAAUUCGUUCGAUCUGCAUCGUUCGAUACACAUCACCCCGCAGCUACAAACAGUCUGGAUGCGUUCAAUGAAAAAUGCGGUACAACAAUAAGUUCAAUGUAUGCACGUGUAUAUGUUAUAACGGAGACACUUAGAGCGUAAAACGUGAUAAGGCUAUAAAAACAGUAUAAGCUGGAGCUGGGAGCCGUGCAAUGUUCUUAUCGAACGAAAGAAAGUGAAAGAGUGAGAAUGGCGUUGAGUGAAAGUGAGAAAAGGAAAGAGAGUAAGAAAGAGUGCGAGAAAGAAAGAAAGAAAGAAAGAGAGAAACAACGAAAGGGAGAUAAAAGUAGAGGAAAAGUAAUAAACGAAACGAGAAUUCACAAGAUCGAAAGUUAUCGCGAAAAAACAGAGGAAAGAAGAUAUUUUUUUAUUUUUUUAACGAGAUCUCUUGGAGACGAAAGAUAAACUUUACACGCAAAAAAGAAAUAACAAAAGACAGAUAGGCAGGAAAUAACGAAAAUUAAGGGAAAGAGAAAUUGCGUGUGUGAGUGGGUGUUUUCUUCGUGUAUGAGUGUAUAUGCAUAUUGAAAGUGAGCAAGAGAGAGAGAGAGAGAGAGAGAGAGAGAGAGAGAGAGAGAGAGAGAAUGCGAAACAGAGCGCGGAAAGUAGAAAUACAGAGCUAAGUGCAUCCCAGAGGCGGGCACAUUGCAUGCGUUUUUUACGUAGAAAUAGAAAGUCUGACUGCUUUUGAUUUGUGGAAAUUUUUACGGGGAAAUAGUUAACGUCUCUUAGAUGUUAAAAAUCGUUCGAAAAAAAAAAAAAAAGACGAAAGAGGGAAAGGAAAAAAAAAAAAAGGAAAAAAAGAGAAAAAAAAAAAGAAAUAGAGAUGAUGAAAUGAUCAUGAUGGGAUGAAUGAAAUUUAUAAUAGCGGAGACGAAAAUUGAAUUUUUUAAAUGUCGUUUGUACGUAUCUUUUUAUGUACAUUUAUAUACAUCGACGUUUGUUUUUAUCGUAAAAAUUUCACCGUUUGUAUUCGUAAGUUAUCAUAGGAGACUCCUGUUACUAAUACUAUAUUGUUUACUUAAGAUAGAUACCCUUUUUUCCUAGCGUAUAAUGAUAACGCAAAUUUCUAUAAUUUUAUAAAUAUAAAUAAUCGAUGGCGACGAUUAAUGAAAUUAGAGGAAACUUACAAGUGCAACUUAAGUCUUUAACUUAAAGUUACCAAGCUGCGAGAUUUCAUACUCUCGAAAGAUAUAAUUUUUUAUUAAAGCAAUUUUUUGCGGAAGCUCGUUUAACGAUCAUCUUUAUUUUUUUAUACCAGUGGUAGUAUUCUGCCCACCUCUGGGUAAAAAGAAAAAAGAAAAAAAAAAAAAAAACGGCAUACGAACGAAAGUGACCAUCUAUCGUGAUGCAAGACGCGAUUUUACCCCUUCUUACACUGCAUUUCUAUUUUUAAUAAUGUAUGCUCUUUCAUAUUUCGCUGCAUCGAAUACGACAUGAGCGUCGUGCAAUAAUAUAAAUCUUUGUCGCGUUUUGUAAAUAAAUCCCUCGAGGGUCGCGUCUUGCAUAUCGACGGAGGUUUUCUUAGGAAAAAAAAAAAAAAGGAAAAAAAAAAAAUAUCGAAGAAAAGAAUUAUAUAAAAAAAAAAAAAGUGAAAAAAAGGUAAAAAAAAAAAAGAAAAAAAAAAGAAAAAAGAGAAGAAGGAAAAAGACGAUAAAAAAGAAAUGAAGCGAAAGGAAGAAUAUUACUAGUCAAUCCUCGAUCCACGGAAAGUUGCACGGAAAUUACGAAACGAACGAGAAAACGUUUUUUAUUUUCGAUUCGUAAAAAAAAAAAAAGAAAAAAAAAGAAAAAAAAAAAAAGACUUUGUUUGUAUAUCUCGAUCCUUGAAUUUUUGAUAAAAACCAAUAGGUAUUAUUAACGCGAUUUAAAUGUCCUACUGAUUUAGAGACUAUUUACACGAUUCGAGAAAUCCUUUUUGUACGUUAUUUCUACGUUCACCUGUAAUUUAACAUUGUCCACGUUAUUGUAGCGAAUAGCGUAUAUCGUUGUAUGGUGAUCUUUAUUUUUAAACACAUUUUUAUUAUCGUUGGUAACGUUAAGGGUACUUUAGCUCGCCUGUAACCGAGAAAAGUUUCAAGUACUUUAUUAUUGUAUUUGGAUAUAGCAAUGUUGACUUGGUUUCCUUUAUUUCGUAUUUUUCUGUUUUGUUAAUGAAUUUCUAUUCGUACAGUUAAAUGCAAAUUAUGCAUAUUUGAA